This is a messenger RNA of Penicillium cataractarum, 1371 nucleotides long. RefSeq names its product putative endo-1,3(4)-beta-glucanase. Bases 1 to 1371 code for a protein of 456 amino acids. The record is from RefSeq and is a predicted model, not a curated record. Lineage: Eukaryota; Fungi; Ascomycota; Eurotiomycetes; Eurotiales; Aspergillaceae. The transcript has a single exon.
AUGCGACUGGAGCUUCCCGAUCAAAGGGCUCAACUUCGCAAAGCUUCAUCCAUCCAACCCACAACCAACUCGAGAAGUGUCGCCAUGGCCAUUGAUGAUGCCUCACCACAGGCAGGGGGCUACCCCGACAAUCAUACCCGAGCCAGCCCCCAAACCGAACAAUCACUAGGCCCCAACCCCGCAAUGGCUGGCAACUUCCACUUGCAGGUGCGGCCGGAGCUAGUGGUGAAGCCUGACCUGUUUACGAUGACCUUCGGAUUCUUCGGGCGCAGGAACUGGCAGCGAAGCGUGGCAUACACGAUGAUGGAGCGCGUGGAGAAUUCGUGGCUUCUCACGGGCCGCGCUCUUACACAGGACGAGUUGGACGCGUUCACUACCUACUCGACACGGACCCUGUACUACCGGCGCAUGGGUGUACCUCUUUCAUCUUUCCUGGGAACGGCAUAUCUCUACUACAAAGUACGCAAGGACGCUGGUUUGCCGUCCAAUGCUAGUCCAGCCUCAGUUUUUACCUUCCUCCGCAAUCAAGCCCGGGUCGAUAAAGCUGGGUUCCGGUCCAUGGUUGCUGCAAACGCUUUCAAAAUGCUCUUCAUCACGACAACGGGCGCCCUUGUUUCCGGAUUCGCUGCCCUAUACUCAGAGACCACGAAUGUGAUUGUGGAUCCCCGACUGAGGGGCUUUGUGGAGGACAUGAGGGGCCAGAAGCCCGAGGAAGUGCGACAGCGUAAGCUCAAGGCCGCUAGCGAACGGAUACGUCGCAUGCGCGGCGGCGAGAAGGAUAUUGAGGGCUACAUUGUUGAGGAACUGCAACAUCCCGGUUCCCACCCGGAGCAAACCGAUCAAGACUCUUACGUGUACGAGAGCACUCCCUCUGGUAGCGAUAUGACAUACAACAGCUCGGAAAACGACCAGCAGAGUGCCUCGGCUGGCCAACAACGCUCUGUGGCGGAAGCUCCACGCAGGUCGUGGGGCUACGGUGGCCAGGCCGCAUCCCAGCAGGGAGCAUCUGGCGAGUCUUCUGCGGACUCUGAUUAUUUCUUCGGCGGCAAGGACGACGAUGCCAGCCCCACGGCUCCGGAAUACAGAUAUACGAAUCCUGAUGGUUCGCCUGCCGGGAGUGCCUGGGAUCGUCUGCGUCGACAAAACGCCGGACAAAGCUCACGGGCUCCCUCGCCCCAGCAAGCUAGGCCGCAAUGGGGUCAGCAGCAAGAUUCUCCUAAUUCACCAAGUUAUACACCCGCCGGUGAUCGAGAUCAAUACGACUCGAAUAGAAGCCGCGAGAAGGAGCAGGCGCAGGCUGAUUUUGACCGCAUGAUGGAAGCAGAGAGAAAUGCUUCUCACAAUGGAUCGUCGCAGAACCGGGGUUGGUGA